AUGUCGCACGCCCUCCUCCUCCGCCUCUUUCUCUCCCCGUCCUUCUUCUCCGUACAUGUGGCACUCCGUUACCUCAAUACAUACUCGGACAAUAUUGGAAUCACCUACUACCUGACACGGAGGCUGUCGGAGUACUCGGUCGAGGAACUGCGCGACGUGUGGGGAUUUAUCUGUCACUUGUUGGUCUCGCGUCCCUCCCAGUCCCGCGCGCUCGAAUGUUUUGUAACGGAUAUAUCCCGCAAGUCGACCCAUAUAGCUCUCAUUACGCUAUGGUUUAUGCAGGCCGCACUCCAGGACUUCUCGGCAAACCCGCAGAGUCCACAAGCUCUCAUCUGCCAACGCACUCUACUCAUGUGUCACGAGCUCAUUUUUGGCGAUCUACCACCGCCAGACACCAUCCCAUACCCCAGUCUCGCGACAGGUCCCCGUUCACGUCCCCUCUUCGCACGAAAGAAGGUCAAGCCUCACGCCAUACCGGCGUUCAUUGGAAUAGGCAUGUUCAUGGCUGGCUCUAUGGCACAUCCCAGAUUGGCGAACAUCAUGGUGCCGGUUGCUAUUGAGCAGGGCCGGGCGGACCUGUUGGGCUCGGACCUGAGGAGUCUGCAACGAAACGAGGAGGAUGUGGCACCUAGCGCAGCUACUUCGUCGCUAUCUCUGAGUAAAGAGUCUGGCGAGGGGACCGACUCGGACGAAGAACCGGCUACACCUGCACAACCCACCUCCGACUCUUCGCCAGAAUCAAGUGCGCGGAAGCGCUCUCCACGGCGGAAGUUGCCACUUCAUGGCGCUGCGAGCACCAGCCCUUCAUUGCCGAUGCAUCUGAAGAAACCGCGUAAACCGCGAUUCUCAGACGAUCCUCUAGGCCAACUCGAUCAGGAUGAGGUACCUAAAGUGGCGACAUACUCCUCGCCCGCAUUGUCCUCGGCAAGACAAGCACGAACGUCUUCAUCUUUGAACGAGCAAGAGGCGUUGUUGGCGAAGUAUGCACCGCAAGCCCAGAGGGAACUCUUGCGGAAACACUUCUGUCGUUCUGAGGUCCAGUUUAUCUUGACAUUGGAGAACAUCUCAAAUCGACUACUCGUGGUACCCAAACCAGCACGAGUGAGCGCAUUACGUGCCGAACUCACGGCUCUGAACCAUAAGUUACCAGCCGAAGUUUGCAUGCCAUUGUGGUGCUCAAGCGCAGAUGGUGUCGGGAACACGAACGAUCCUUCCGGUGCACAUCACCGCAUCGUCCGAAUACCUCCGGGUGAAUGUGUGGUUCUCAACUCCGCCGAGCGUGCUCCGUAUCUAUUGCUCGUAGAGAUCUUACAUGGUGACCUCGACUUCGACCCUGCGAAACGCAACAACCGUGGUCUAUUACAGAAGCUAGUAGCCGCGGACAACGAUCACUCUGGCUCCUCCAAAGAUCUGUCUCCAUUCGCACCCACACCAGCCCCCAUCAUGGGCCGCGGCCACUCCUUUGCGCUACCUAGUCGCACCGCUUCCCUGGACCCUCGCGACGUCGCUUUGGGGAGUCAAUCACAGGACGGACCCGUGACGCCCAUCAUUCCCCCAUCCCCAACCAUGCCCGCUUCUCCCCUACAAGACGAGCCAGAAGAAGAGGAGAUCGACCUGGUCGAACAGCUCUAUGGCGCAGAGGGUUCUCUCAAAGCUCCAAUCGAUCUCUCCGACAACCUCGUCCUCCCGCCUGCGCCGAAGAAUCGCGAUCUCGAUCUUGCAGCCUGGUCAAGAGCAGGAUCACCCGGCACGCCAAUGCUCGAGAACGGACCUUCAUCCUCUGGACACGGACACGUUCAAACGCUAUCAAUACCGGGAUCAUCUCGCGCACCUUCCACCCAGACAUCACCUCGUAAACCGGGCGAACUUUCGUUGCAGGAUUACUCCGACCGCAUGCGUACAGCCGCCGUCAUGCUCGCCCAGUUGAACGCCAAUAUGGUACCCGACGCGCCUGCACCACACGAACGCUCGAAUAGCAAUAGCGGUGUGUUGGGUUGGUUACCCAGUAGCAACUGGUUUUCCCUUCUACCACCCUCAGAACCAACCGAGCCUACCUCCGUGCCACCCUCGCCACAUCCCGGCGCCAGCUCCGAUGCUCCAGGCCCGCGACUGAAGCUGCAAGCAACAGAAGCAGCCGCAAUUCGAGAACGUAUCAUGGACGAGAUGUUGGCGCUGGAGGAGGAACGUAUGGAACGCAUGCGCGAGCGACAGGAAGAGCCCGAUUUCGGACGCGCAUCGCUUGCGGGUGGAGGUGGCGGCGUCGCGACGACUACGGCUGAGGACGAGAGCGUCAUUCGACGAGCGUUGACGAGGACAGAUCCCAGCGCUUUGGUGUUCUCCGAGAGCUGGGCGGCGAAGCGUGCGCGGGUGCGCCAGGCGAGUCCGUAUGGGCACCUCGCGUCGUGGGACUGCGCGAGCGUCAUCGUCAAGACGGGCGGUGAUCUCAGGCAGGAGCAGCUCGCGUGUGCGCUUGUGCUGGAGUUCUCGAGGGUAUGGAAAGAGGAGGGUUGCGCGUGCUAUGCGCGACCAUUCAGGAUCCUUAUCACGGGCGGGAGUAGCGGACUCAUCGAGACUAUCACCGACGCUGUGUCUAUACAUUCGAUCAAGAAGGCGGAGUACGCGAGGAGGCUUACGACGGGCAAUGGGAACCUUGGGCAUGUCACAUUACUCGACCACUUCAAGAACACCUACGGCGACCCGUCGUCCGCCAAGUUUGCACGGGCACAACGGAACUUCGCCAAGUCACUAGCUGGCUACUCCGUGAUCACCUACCUACUGCAGAUUAAGGACCGUCACAACGGCAACAUCCUCCUUGACCGUGAAGGCCACCUCGUACACAUCGACUUCGGCUUCAUGCUCGCGAACAGCCCAGGAAACAUGGGCUUCGAAGCCGCACCCUUCAAGCUUCCGCUCGAGUACGUCGACGUACUCGGCGGACUAGGUGGCGCACCCUUCGCCGAGUUCCGACGACUGUUCCGAGAAGGUUUCGAAGCCGCACGCAAACACUGUGACCGCAUCGUCACUAUGGUCGAGCUCAUGCAGCACGACAGCACAUUACCGUGUUUCGCCGCGUUCGGCGAGCAAACUGCGCAGCUGCUCCGCGAUCGAUUCCAGCAGAAACUCACGCAGAGUUUGGUAGAGGAGCACGUCGAGCGCCUCGUUGAUACGUCGCUUGGCUCACACUGGACACGAUUGUACGACUCAUAUCAAUAUUACUCGCAAUCCAUAUUAUAG
Messenger RNA from Peniophora sp. CBMAI 1063, 3234 nucleotides. NCBI's taxonomy places the organism in Eukaryota, Fungi, Basidiomycota, Agaricomycetes, Russulales, Peniophoraceae. The record is from the annotation of a GenBank genome assembly.